AUGGAUUCAUAUGUCCCGAGGAUAACCGUUCAAAGUGGCACUGAUCCACCAUGGUACACGAAACAAUUGAAGCACAUGAAAAAUGUCAGAAGAAAAGCAUACAAGCAAGCAAGGCAGACUAGCAAUUUCGACGAAUACAAUAAAAUCACGGAUUCGUUCAUCCAAUUACAAAGUCAGUUAUUUAAAUCGUACAUCAGCCGCAUACAAUCACAAAUCAAAUCAAAUCCAAAACACUUUUGGCGAUUUGUGAAUGAUCGAAGAAAACGGAGCGAUAUUCCAGCUAUCGUUGAGUAUAAUGAUGUGACAGCGAACACCGACACAUCGAAAGCGGAAUUAUUCGCUGAUUUUUUCGAAAAUCAGUAUACACGAAGCGACAUUAUCGACUUGGAUGAAUUGCUGGAUGAAUGCGGAGACGUAUCAUUUGACUUUGAAAUCACUGAAGCCGACGUGUUAAAUGCAUUGCAAUUCAUUGACGCGAACAAAGGAGCCGGUCCAGAUGGAAUAUCAACGAAAGUGUUGAAGAACUGCGCACACUCAUUGUCGAAACCGUUAACAGCGCUAUUUCGUAAAUCAUUGCAACAAGGAUGUGUUCCAGAUGCAUUGAAAAAGUCCAGAAUUGUGCCAAUUUACAAGGCUGGUAAAAAGAGCAAUGCAGUGAAUUACAGGCCAGUAGUGAUCAUACCAACAAUAGCCAAAUUAUUCGAAAUUGUUGUCUAUGACAAAAUCGACACAUUUAUUAAUGGCAAAUCAGCCACAAUCAACAUGGAUUCGUGA
This is a messenger RNA of Contarinia nasturtii (swede midge), 774 nucleotides long. RefSeq lists its product as uncharacterized. NCBI's taxonomy places the organism in Eukaryota, Metazoa, Arthropoda, Insecta, Diptera, Cecidomyiidae. The record is from RefSeq and is a predicted model, not a curated record. The transcript has a single exon. Bases 1 to 774 code for a protein of 257 amino acids.